This is a messenger RNA of Camelina sativa (false flax), 1650 nucleotides long. Its product is annotated as F-box/FBD/LRR-repeat protein At5g56420. Lineage: Eukaryota; Viridiplantae; Streptophyta; Magnoliopsida; Brassicales; Brassicaceae. Gene Ontology annotation, molecular function: protein binding. The record is from RefSeq and is a predicted model, not a curated record.
UUCUUCUCGCACAACUCUCAGAUAGAUAGAGAGAGAGAGAGAGAUAGCGAAACCCUUAACACAAAUUCGUCACGGAAGCAACGAUUUGGCUACAAAAUCGACUCAGAGCAAUAUUGUGGUAAAUGGUUGGUUCUAGGGAUAGGUUAAGUCAGUUGCCAGAUGAUUUCCUUUUACAGAUAUUAUCAUGGCUUCCAACUAAAGAUGUUUUGGUAACGACUCUUUUAUCGAAACGAUGGAGGUUUCUUUGGACAUUAGUCCCUAGGCUCAACUAUGAUCUCAGGCAUUAUGAUAAUAUAUGUCCAAGGUUCACACAGUUUGUUGAUAGGUCUUUGUUGUUACACAAAGCUCCGGUUUUGGAGAGUUUGAACAUCAAGAUUGGUUCGGUAUGUUUUACCGCGGAGAAAGAUGUUGCGGUAUGGGUUAGGAUUGCGGUUGAACGCUUUGUGCGUGAGCUGAGUAUCAGUUAUUGUUCUGGUGAAGAGCCUAUUAGGUUGCCCAAGUGUUUGUUUACUUGUACUACGCUUGCUGUCCUGAAGCUUGAAAACGUAAGCCUUGUUGAUGCUUCGUGUUAUGUUUGUUUCAAGUCCGUCAAGACUUUGCACCUUCUUGAUGUGAAGUACUUGGAUGAUCAGUCACUUCCUCGGAUUAUAUCUAGCUGUUCUUGUCUUGAAGAUUUGGUUGUGCAGAGAUGUCCUGGUGACAAUGUUAACGUUGUUACUGUUACUGUUCCGUGUUUAAAAACUCUAUCUUUGCAUAAAUCUUCACAAGCUUUUGAAGGUGAUGAUGAUGGGUUCUUGAUUGAUGCCCCUAAAUUGAAGCGCCUAGAUAUUGAAGACUACUGGGGUGGCUUUUGUUACGUUGAGAACAUGCCUGAUGUUGUAGAGGCGAACGUUGAUGUUAUUUAUAAAAACACUGAGAAACUUCUGGGAUCUCUCACCUCGGUCAAACGUCUUGCUCUAUGCCUGAUCACAUCUGAUGCUGCUUAUCCCGCUGGUACUAUCUUCUCUCAGCUUGUUCAUCUAGAACUAUGCACAUGUGCGCCACGAUGGUGGGAUUUACUUACGAAACUGAUUGAAGAUUCACCUAAACUACGAGUUCUUAAACUCCGCCAGAAACAUAUUCGACGUGCCCCUAGUCCCCGGGCUGGUUGGAAGCAACCUGUUUCUCUUCCCAAGUGUUUGUUAUAUCAUCUUGAGACCUUCAAGUGGGAACUAUAUGAAGGAUCGCAAAAGCAGAAAGAAGUAGCUACAUUUAUCAUAAAACACGCUAUUCGAUUGAAGACAGCUAUUAUCUCUCCAAAACCCUCCAGUACUCUCCUUGAGAAACAUGAGAUGCUCAAGGAGUUGUCAUCCUCGCCGCGUGGUUCCAGUACAUGCGAGCUCUUGUUCGACUGAAAAAGGGAAGAAGAAAUGAACUUAACUUGUCCUUUAAACUCUGUUUAGUACAUGUUGUCUCUGUUGAUCUAAGAGUUAGAAGUUAGAACUUCAUCUGCAUUUGGUUUAUCCUUUAAUAUAGAACUUCCCUUCUGGAGGAACUCGAAGUUGUUGAGGACAUUACAAAGUGUACCAGUUUAACCCCCAGAAACUCUGUAAUCACUAUGUGUACAUAUUUGUACUCACAGGAUCAGUUUUGAAACAACAAUCUUUAUCA